Aphanomyces astaci is the source of this 1618-nucleotide messenger RNA. RefSeq lists its product as hypothetical. Bases 181 to 1461 code for a protein of 426 amino acids. Gene Ontology annotation, molecular function: ubiquitin binding; ubiquitin protein ligase binding. Gene Ontology annotation, biological process: ubiquitin-dependent protein catabolic process. Gene Ontology annotation, cellular component: nucleus. The record is from RefSeq and is a predicted model, not a curated record. Lineage: Eukaryota; Oomycota; Saprolegniomycetes; Saprolegniales; Verrucalvaceae. The transcript has a single exon.
GCAAGGUGGUUACUUGUAUUAAUAGUAGUUCUCCCGAGUAUUCGUUUUCAGAGUCACUCAAUGUCACAUUUGAUUUGACAAAACUCUGUCAAAUAAUUAGCCAAUCAAUCAACGGUCGGAUUCGACGAUUCGGGGUACACCGGAUAAUUUGUAUCCGUACAACCCACAAUCGAUUUCUUCAUGUUGAUCCGCCUGCGGUCGAAAGCGGGGACGUGGCGCGUGCCGGAUCUGACGUCCGCAUCGACUAUCUUGGAUGUGAAGAAGUGGGUGGAGCAUGAGUAUGCGAUUGUUGUCGCCCGGCAGCAUGUAUCUCGCGAUCCCAAGGGUGACGGCUUGGCCGACACGACCACCCUCCGUUCCCUGCAAGUAGGACAUGGUGACAUGCUGCACCUCGACUUCGACGGUGAUGCGAUAUCCACGGGGGGAGUUGUCCAUCGGAAGAUCAAUGCGGAUGGCACUCUCACCCAUGCGACGUACGACACGCGUUUGGGGAAGACCGGGUUUCGUCCUGGCAUGAAGGCGUUGCGCGACAUGAAGAUGCAUUGGACCCUAGGGGAGUUUAUGGAGAUGGAUUCCGAGUUCGAAUUCAAGAUCAAGGCCCAGAAGACUGCGCACUGCAACGCCGUUCGACUCGACGCCGCGUCAUGCAACGGGUUUCAGAGCUACCUGCGCAACUUUGCGUUCCAACAGUGCCGCUGUGGGUGGUUGUACGGGACGGUGGGUGCUGACGGCGUUGUGACGGUCGAGUGCAUCUACGAACCGCCCCAGGAAGGUAAUCUCCACGGAUUUGAGGUCAUGGACGACCCUCAUGCGGACAAGGCGGACGUGGUGGCGGCGGCGCUCGGCUGGUCCAAAGUCGGGUGGAUCUUCAGCCAUCCUCCCCGCGAAGAAGCGGACUUUCACUUUUCGUCGCGGGAAAUCCUUCUGGCGUCGCAGCUACAGUGCGAUGAUGCCGCCGGCGGCGCGUCCUCCCCGUUUGUAAGCGUCAAAGUGACGGUGGACGCGACCGGCCAGGCGUCAUUCGAGGCGUUCCAGGUGAGCGACCAGUGCAUGGAAAUGUUCAGUGCCGGCGCGCUCGUACCCGUGGAAGCCAUCCCGACGGUAAUGGGCGUGCACGAGACCUUCACGGCCAUGGUCGAGAUGAAGGCGACGAACGAGAUCGACAACAACUUCUUCCUGUGCGUGGUGCCGGUUCAACCGUACGAGUCAGCAUUGCACUGCGAGUUCCCGCCGCUGCACCGCGAAGGCAGCAUGCGCACCCGCUCCAUGCUCAAGCAGAUUCUGCAUAAGUAUGGACGCGACUACAAGGCGGCCCUGCGCGACUUCCACCUGCUGGUGUUCCUCGCCGACUUCCUAGACCUUCACGCAGAUAUCCCCGUCAUCUGCCACGCCCUCUUGAACGAGGACGUGCCGCUGGACGAAGGAUACAAGGUCUUGAUCGAUUCUGUCGCCGGCAAGUAAUAAUGGAAAAAGUAUGGAACAUUUGAAAAAGUUCUUGGCGCCAACGUCACGAAAAAUAUUUUGCGAAAUACAUAACUUGUGGAAGUUAAUAUGAUUUCAAACGUUCGAGUGUACUCAUAGUAUAAAUCGAGGACAUACAUUCACAUAACCUUUAUAA